This is a messenger RNA of Brassica rapa (field mustard), 7347 nucleotides long. RefSeq lists its product as uncharacterized. NCBI's taxonomy places the organism in Eukaryota, Viridiplantae, Streptophyta, Magnoliopsida, Brassicales, Brassicaceae. The record is from RefSeq and is a predicted model, not a curated record.
UCUUGACUUGUGAAAGUUUCAGAAAAUGGUAGGUCUUCCUUUUCCUGGCGGUACUCCGAGAGAGGAACUCCAUAAACACAUUCGGAUUGGUCUCAUGGUCAAGGAGUGCAUUAAUAACUACAUGAGCAAGGAUGAAACACAGAGAUAUCUACAGAGUCGGUAUCAAUUCGCACGUCAAGAUAUCAACGAAGCUUGGGGUCUUCUUGAACGUAAAAAUCCAGACUCCUUAAGAUUACACAAUGAAAGGAUCCGUGAGCGCAACCUAAGGACCUGUGAGCGUGUUGCAUCAAGUUCGCCACGAGAGGGAACUUCAGCUACACAGGGAGAGCAAGAGCAGCAACGUCUAUCUCCACCACCUCCUCCUUCUGCUCGCCGCCCAUUGUGGAAUUCUCCAAAUGUCCAGAGAUACGCUGCUCAAGUGCCGCAAGAAGCAGCUAAUAAUGCUAAUGCUCUAGAGAACCAAAACCUUCAAGCCUCUCCAGCUUACCCCAACGACUUUUGGCAGCAGUUUUUGAAUACUUUGGACCAGAUUCAGAGUAAAACACAGUGUUUGAGUACUUUGCCUAAGAUUCAGAGUGAUACAGAUCAGAUGGUCGAGCUACUGACUGAUGGACAUGGAUUUGGACCACAUCCUUCUGCUGCCGGAUCCUCCAAGAGACAGCGACUUGGGGAAGCAGAAGAGAGAGGUGGUGAUGGAGAAACAGAGAAGCUGCAGAAGAAAGAGGAAGGUAACAUUAAAGAAGCAGAGAAGAAUGAGAGAGGUGACUCAAUGAAGAAGUAGAGAAGCUGCACGAUUAGAAUCUACAGUUGCCACAAUAAACGCAUGGACAGUUCUUACAUUAGCAUAGUUUUUUUCAUAUUGCGUAUGACACAUAUACAUGUUGCUUACUUUCUUAUUAUCAUCCUAGAUGCUACUACUAGUACUAGCUACGCUGUUUGGAAAAACAUCUGGGGAGCAAUUUUAUCGUGUUUCUCGAAGCUUUGUAUUGUGGAGGAGGGAUAAACAUGUAAACAGUUACAAUCUGAUGGAGUUUUUUUCAUAAUUCGGUUAAUACUGUAGUUUUUAACCCAUCUUUUCUGAUACAAAUAUUUAAAUGUCACAUCGUCAUACAUAUAUAGGUACUAUAACAUGUGUAAUAGGAUAAGUAAUAAUGAGUCAAAACUACGAUAAUUGAAUGAAAAUUGACUCUAGAUUUGUAAUAACUAGGCAAAGAACCCGUGCGAUAUCGUAGAGAAACUCAUUUUAUAAAAUAAAUAUGUUAUAUUUUAUGAGUAGAGAAAAUAGAUGUGUUACAAACCUAGUUUCAUGAAACUUUAUUACUUUAUUUAAGUACUAAAAAUCUAUAUUAUUUUGUUUAUAGGUUUGGUUGCGGUAAAAUUACAAAUAUGUAAAUACCAAAUGAUAUAUAUGUUUUAUUAUCCAUUUAACUAAGUUAUUUAAAACUUUCAAAAACAACUAAACAUUUGAAACUAAUUAAAAAAGAGUCUAAACAUACUUAAAUUUAUUCAAGCAAAAAUUAAAAAUACAUUGAUGUAAAAAAAUUCGUUUUUAUCUGAAAUAUUAUUUAAACCCUAAAAAUAAAAACAUUUUUGAAAGGUUACACUUCAAAAACAUUUUUUAGUAUAUUAUAGGAUGCAUGUCUUCAUAAGAAAAAAUACUAUUUAAUAAACUUUUUAAGAAAUAUUCAUAAACUGUUCAAUUGUUACGUGAAAAAUACCCCAUAACUUAAAAGUUAUAGCCAGUUGGUAAAAAAAACACACACAUUGAAGGUUCUAUGCAUGUUCUAAGUUAUUAUCUUGAACGCAUUAAUUAAAAAAUAUAUGCUACUUUGCAUAAUUUAUAUUUUUAUAUAAAACAUCUUUUUAUUGCUUUAAAGAAGUUUAUACGCCACAAAAGAGAAAAAAAUAUAUCAUGACUUUCCAUAGACUCUUAAAAUGAAUAAUAUUAAGUAAAAUGAGAAGAAAAAAACCCAAAAAUUAUCAAUAAAAACAUUUUAAAUUAAAAAGACACAUAAAUACAUAUAUUAUAUAUUGUUCAACUAAUAAUAUUUGUCAACAAUUUUAUCAGUAACAUUUUUUUAUAUUUUAAUGAUUGUUAUCCCAACAAAAUUAGAACUAAAGUCACAUGAAUUAAUUUUUACAGAAUAAAAAAUUCUUGACCAACAAGAUUUUCACUCAAAAUGACAUUAAUACAUUGUUUUUGGCAUCAUCGUUAAUAUAUAUUAUUUUUCGUGUAUAUUAUUUAUUUAAUAUCAUAAAUAUUUUUAUAAAUAGAAUUAUCAUUUUAUGUAUUCAUAAUAACUUACAAGUUCGACUAAUUCGGUUAGUGAUUUAUUUAGAAUAUUUGAAACAUCGUUAUUAAACAUUAUAAAAGACUAUGUAUAUAAACCAACAAUCAACUCUUCUUGACACCUAAUAAAUAAUCAAAUCUAAUAUCGAUAUAUAAAAUAUAUUUUUCAUAGUAUUAAAUAUAUUUAUAUAAAACUUUAUGUUCCAGUUAUAUUUAUAUUAGAAUAAAUGUUGCAUACAAGUGUGUCUCCAUCUUUUAAGGUUUCUUCUUACAAAUUGUUACAUGAUCUUUAGUUCCAUUUCCUGAACAAAUUUCAAUUAUUUUUUCAUGACAUUUAAAUAAAUUUUCCUAUUAAAAGACCAUACUAGAAUUACUAGUUUGUACUCUUUUUAAAAAUUAAUAAUUAUAUGUCAACUAUUUAUAUAUUUAUAUAUAUAAUUAUCUGCUCUUUUUCUGAGAAAAAAUAUCACGAAAAUUGGAUACCGUAGCAAAAGUCUGUUGACUUAUAUUUACUGGUCCCUUCUCAUUUGUAUGCCAUCUAAAUUUGUCUAAUUCACAGUAACGAAAAGGAAACGAUUGUAGUUUUUGGUAAAUGUAUGUUACAUGGAUCAAACGUGUGUUCAUAAUCAUGUAUAUGCGCAUGGUCUGUUAGGCACAUCAUAACCGUUGUUGCGUAAAAGUUCUGGAAAUUAGAAAUGUUUCUUGCAAUACACUACGAACACACGCUUGAAUGUUCUGGAUAGAUUCAUGCACGAAUAAUAUCCUUUGUAUAUUCAAGAAUUUUAGUGACAUGUGCAUGCGUGAGAUAGAAUAUUAUAGAUUCUGUGUUUAAGUUGACGGUUCCUAAGUUUUUUUUUUUUUUGAAACUAACGGUUCCUAAGUUGUUAGUAUGAAAAGUCACCAAUCUUUGAUACUAAUGUGUGCAUGCAUAAAUAGUUCUGAGAAAUUAAAUGAUAUGCAAGCGGUUGACUUUUGUGAUGGUUGCGAUGUGAAAAGUCACAAAUAAAAGUUGUGAGUACCAAGAGUCAGUCGGUGAAUUGAUUCAACAUCAAACCAAAUCAAACAUGAAUCACGAUUGCUAUCUUUCUUUUUUAAAAAAAUAAAAUAAAAUGUUAGGGUUGAAUUAGAACAAGUCGAAAUUAAUGUCAUGGCUUGAUUUCAUCACAAGAAUCAUAAAGUAUAAUCAUCAUAUCCUUUCUUAUUCAGUCGAAGUAAUAUUGAGAUAAAAAUACUCUAGAAUGUUAUUGGUUUUUCAAAAAAAAUUACAUGUUUAGGUUAAGAUAUAAGCAUAACAAAAAGAGUUCAUGUUUAUAUGUGUUUUCAAAGAUCUUUAAUGAUCAUUAACAAUGAAUCUCUCUAUUUUCUAGUUUAUUUGUGAUUUUUGUGAUUUUCUGGUUUUUAAUUUGUUAACGUCCAAAACUUUUUAUAUAGAAGAUGAAAAAUUGCAAUGGUUAGUUAAUACCAAAAGUUGCAAUGAGUUAUCACCAAGAAUUACAAUCACCAACAGUUGCAGUGGUUAAUCACGAGAAAUUGCAAUGGUUCAUUACUAAAAAUUAUAUGAUCAACAGUUGCAAUCUUCUAUUUAAUCAGUUGUAACUGUUCCACCAAAUAAUUGCAAUGAUUCACUUAAACUGUUAAAAAAAUCAUCCUCAUAUAUUUUAGACAUUUAAAAAACUUUAACUAAUAUAAUUAUUAAAACAAAAAGACAUGAUAUUAAGAUGAAAAAUACAUACUUAUAUAUUUUGCUAACUUCUUUUACAUCAAAGCAACUUUUAAGAUGAAAAAAGCACAUUUAAAUAUGAAAACAAACAACUUUUAACUUUUUUUUGGAUUCAAGAAUAUUUAGUUACUAUAAAAUAGUACAUUUACAAUAUAUUAUGAAUAAACAAAACAUUACAAAAGACAUUCUAUUGCAUAUGAAAAGACACAUAAUUAUAAAAGAGACACUUAUUGAGAUAUUUUAACAACUAAUUGAAAAUUAAUUUGUCUUUUAUAAUGAGAAGACACAACUCUUAAUACUAAGAAUUGUAUAAAGACACUUAUUGAUUGAGAUUUAGCUACUUUGAAAAACUUUUUUAAUAGUUUCAUGUUGGAAAAACAUAAUUUUUUUUAUGAAAAGACACACUCUUAUAAUUAGAAUCCAUGACUUUCAAAACUAAUAAAGACACUUAUUAAAAUAUUAUACAUAGUUUUAAAGAAAAUUUCAGUAGUUGCAUUCCAAAAAAAGUAGAAAGACACUUCUUGAUAUAUUUGUAACUACUUUUUAUUUUUACUUUCCUAUAAUUGCAUACUGGAAAAUAAAUUAAUCUCAAUUAUUGUCCUGAAGAGACACAACUUUUAUAAUGAGAAGACAUGACUCUUAAACCUAAUAAUUUUAAAAAGACACUUAUUAAAAUAUUAUAACUAUUUUAAAACAAAAUUCCAAUAGUUGCAUGUUGGAAAAACAAAAUUAAUUUCAGUUUUUGAUGAAAAGAUACAAUUCUUAGGAAUUAAUUUCUGCCACUUUUAAUUUGUGUUAAUCUUCCUCCUUUUUUUUUGAAAUACGUAUUUGUCCAUGAACAUAAAUCAAUGUCUUGAUCUCUUGUUUGAUGUCCAGGAACAUAAAUUAAUCUUUCUCUUGCACGUGUUUGAUGUCUGUUUGAUAUCUUGUUUGAUUUCUGCCACUUUUAAUUUUCUUUUCACCGCUUGCUCCAGGAACAUAAAUCAAUCCAAUUGACGCUAUUUGAAUGUCUCUUUAAUCCAUUAUCUUUUUGAAUGGUUAGGAAUGCGUGGGAUGAGAUGGAGUGAAUUGCGUUUUAUUUUUUGGCCAACGAACAAUCCACUUGAACACUUACACCAGCAACUACUGUAGGUUCUGAUACCCAUCUGUAACCAAGAACAGCAGCAAAGUGUAAUAUACUUUGGCCACCUUUCUUCCAGGGCUUCCUGCAUAAGGUUGUUAUUCAUAUUCUCUUGGGAGAUUCCAUUCAUUAGCGUCUGAUCCAGUUGGUCGUCAUUCUCGAAAAGCCGUAAAAUCUUCUCGCUCACUUGGGACAGUAAACUAAUCUUCUCUCUCGAUCACAGUUAGAUCAUUAAUUGUUUUUAUGUCAAAGUUACUAAUAUGGUAGAUAUAUCCUUCUUUGAAAGUGUAUAAUGUAUUAGCGGAUGAUCAAUAGUAGCUUUUAUAUCAAAUCCUCUAAAAAGGAUAAAAUUUAAAUAGAUGAAUAAACAGAAUCAAAAUUUAAAAUACUUAUUAUAAAGCCUACAUUUUCAUCGACAAGCAAAAGUUCUUGGCUCAGUGAAAUGCUUCAUCUCCUUCAAGUUUGUGAUUCCCAUUUUUGAAUCAAGCGAGCAAUCAAUUCUUGCAUUAAAUGUUAUUUUUUGAAAUCCUUCGGUUUUGAAUAUGAAUGUCUAAAGCUAGUGAUGUAUGAGUCCUGGGGUAAACAAAAUUGAUUCUAAAUAAAAUAAAAAAUUGAUUCUAAAAUAAUAAUGAUGUUGAUGUUUUAUUUUGAUGAAUUCUUUUCUACCGAUUUUGAAUUUAACGGGGAGUGGAUUCACAUUAGGCAAAGUCAGACUCUUAGAAGCAGUAUCUUGAUCAAGACCAAGGAGGCCGGUUUUAGAACAGAGGAGUGAUGUCGGGUAUUCCUCUCUCUCCAUAGAAAAUAAAUAACUUCAUGAAAAAUGAGUUUCAAAAUGGGUUUAACUCCCCGCAGCGUAACAACCGCACCAAACCAUGAGACGACAUCAUCAAGGGUCCUACAGAUUUUCUCCAUCACGUACAGUGGAAUUUUUUUGUUAUGGAAACAAACAAGCGUGUCUCUCUCUCUCUGAAUUUUUCCCUUGUCUGUUUUCACCACCACCGCAGUCUCGAUGUUUUCUCUCGCCAUCUCUCCUUUUAUGUGUAUCCCCAUCCUCUUGAAACAAAUAAUGAAAUGACAUGUCUUAAUAUAUAAUGACACAACUUUUAACAAAAAAAUAAAAUUCCUAUAAAACACACCAUUUUUCAACAUUGUUUGGGUUUGCUAUUAUUAAUUGUUCUUUUCUUCACCAUUUUAUUUGAUUAAUGAAAAUUAUGCUUUGAGAAGGCAUGAACAUUGGACCAUUUAUAGAUUUUCAAAAAUUUGUUUGAAGAGUCAUAUCUUUUGAAUUAAAAUGUUGUGUCUUUUUGUAAUAAUACUUAUAUGAAGAGUCACAACUUUUCAAUUUAAGUAAUCACAAUUUUUAAUUGUUGAAAAUACACAACCUUUCAACAUAAGUGAAAUUCACAACCUUUUAAAUUAAUUGGGAUUGCUAUUAUUAGUAGAUAUGUGAAUAAGAUAAGUAAUAAUGAGUCAAACUAAGUUACCAUCGGAUCUGAGACAAACAGAGAAUUGGCUCUAGUUUAAGCUUAUUUUAUCUUCAGUUGCCUUCUUCCAAAAGGCAGUGGAGAUAAUAGUCUCAGCCCACUCCAAUGUAUUAGUGAAUUCAAAGUGUGCAGUUUUGAUUUCAUUGUUGAGAAAGUAUAAGGAAUAAUGCUUCACUCAUACGUACAUUUUGUGGAGAUAGGACAUAGGAAGUGGAGUAAAACCAUUUGAAGACCAUAAACAACCAUUUUAAGAUCAUAUUUUUGUGGUAAGAGAUUUGUGUGUCUGCGUGUGUGUUAAUAUAUGUCGUAUGCGUGUAUACUACUUGUGUGGAAUCUAUGACCAUGUCUUUUUUGAACUAUAUAAUCUAUGUAUGACCAUGUUACUCCCUAUUAGUGUUCAAACCUUUAGAAAAUGGACGGCUAAGAAAAAAAACUGUUUUGACGAAUUUUUUAAGUGUUUUAGGGUUUGUAUUUUAAUUUAAUGUUGUUCUACCUUAUGGAACUUGUCUCAAACAAGAAGUCAGAACCAGAGUAUAAAAACUCGGAUCAUGUAUCGUAGCGCUCCAAAACCUGAAGGACCGUAUUUAUCUCAAAGAAUAUGUCCAACUCGUUACGAAACUCUAACCAUGAUCAUGUUGUUGCGGCUCCUAAGGUUUUUUUUAAGGUUAAAAGAAGUUGUUCAAAAACAAACAAAAAGCACGAGUUUUGCGUGUAUACUAUUUGUGUUAAAAAA